This is a messenger RNA of Ceutorhynchus assimilis (cabbage seed weevil), 3663 nucleotides long. The record is from the annotation of a GenBank genome assembly. Lineage: Eukaryota; Metazoa; Arthropoda; Insecta; Coleoptera; Curculionidae.
GUUAGUUUUUAAUUUGCAAGAUCUUCAUCGAUACAUAUCGAUAUGAAAAAAUCGAUUCGAUAUACGAUAUAUAUUAUCGAUAUCGAUAAGUCCUUCUCUAGCUUGUUUACAAAUAGUUGACCCUUCCUUUAGUUCAGAGGAUUUAAAAAUCCAAAAUAAAACAAAAAUUUUGAAUCUAGCAGGAUUUGGGUAGUAAAAUAUGUCAGGUCAUUCUUUACCUUAAGCAUAAUGACAAGCACCAAAAAAUAUGCAUUAACAAGCAUUGCAGCUGGUCUAUUUGCUAUAACUGUAUAUUUUUGGCCAUCAUGCUUAACGUGGGCACUAUUCCUAGUACUGCUAGUUUUAAUUGCGCUAAUGGGCGUCGUAUCUGCUCUGUGGAUCAACAUUAUGCUUUCAUCGCCUCAUAAAACCAUCAUUGGAGCCGAACAUGACCUUAAACAAUCUGAAAAUUUUCGUAAUAAACUUAUGAGAGACUAUGAAUCGCAACAAUCUGCAAAAAGCUGUGAAGCCAAUUUAACGCCAGUUUUUGGAAGAACUGUAGACAGUUUACUUCAACAACUACUAGACUUUGUUAUAAGAGAUUACAUUACUGUGUAUCUAAAAGAUUACACAUAUGAUUUGGAUUAUUUAGGAAUAAAUAUUAAAGAUGAUUUGUGGGGCGCUGUAAAAAAUCUUCAUGACAAGAUGUUAAGAGUUGACCAUGCAAAACUCAUUGCAUGUAAUAUUGUGGAUGUCAUUACUAAUCAUUUUGAAAAGAUUAGGGAAGCGAGAGCAGCAAAUGUUGAACAACACAUUCCUCCUGAAUUUCAUCUCUCAAUUUACAUAAUGUCUUCAGAAAAAGAGCUAGAAUAUUUGAGAACAUUGAGCGAAGUUCUGAUCAUGUUUUUAUUGCCAAGAGCUUACUCUUUAUCUCCAACCAAAUAUUUUAUUAGAGAAGUAAUCUGUUGUAAAGUAUUCAAGCCAUUUGUUGAUUUGAUCACAGAUCCAGAUUUUUUCAAUAGGAAUUUAAUUAAUUUUAUUGAAAAAGCUAAUCAACAACAAAUUAAUUUACCAAAAAAAGCUUUAGAUCAUGUUGAACUUUAUAUUGAGAAGAUUGAUGAUAUACAAGUGUUAAAACAAAUUAGGUAUAAUAUUGUAACAAAGCUAAUGCAAGCUACAACUUUGCAAAACUUGAAUCGUGCCAAAGGGGUGGAUUUAGAUAAUGAUAAGGGAAAUAUGCAGUCGUCAGGUAUUCAAAAAUCUGAAAUAAAUGCAGCAAAACGGUUAAAGAAAACCAUUACUCAUUUGACAAUGGCUAAAAAUUUGUGUGAACGAAAAUUGACUAGUCUUGGCUUUGAUUUAGGAUAUCAGUAUGGUGAUGACUUCAAAAAGGUGCUCUCACUUCAAACAAUUCUAGAUCAAAUUACAGGACGAAAAUAUUUGUCACAAUUUCUACAAACCCUCGCUAGUCAUGAUCUAAUUCGAUUUUGGAUUGCCGUUGAAGAAUUACGUACCGCACAAAGAAACCAGUGGCAUCAAUUAGGUGCUGAAAUAUUUUACACUUUUAUCAGAAAUCCCGUGUCCGAGAUUAAAGUGGACAAAACUGUAAAGAAACGAAUGGAAGCAUUUUUAUUGGGCGACAAAGGUCCAGAAGUAUUUUACGAAGUCCAGCAACAAGUGGUUCAAACAAUAGAAGACAAAUAUUAUCAACCGUUUUUAAUAAGCGACUAUUAUAAAGAAAUGCUUAUUGCGAUGGAGUCUGAGAAUAAUUUGAUUGAAACCGAUAGUUCUGGGUCAGGAGAUGAGAAACUAGUUUCUGCGGAUUUUGCUGGUAGUAUUGAAAACGGACUGAAUGUAGGCGAUCAUUCAAAUUAUGCCAGAAGGAAACUGGAUCAGUUGGAGGAAAAACUUAAUAAUAAGUCGCAGGCUUUGGCGGCUUUAAAAUCCUCAAUGAGACCAGAAUCCAAGGUUCUCAGCAAACUGGAAAAAGAAGUCGAAUGGUUGCAAGGCGAAAAACGUCAACUAGAAGCCCAUUUAUCCAGAACGGAAGUGUGGGCGGAAAAUCUAGGAAGGUGGACUGCUAGUGUCCAAAGUGCCGAGAUUCCAGAAGAAAAAGAACCUCCUCAAUUUGUCCUAGUUGUUCAAAUGUCUGAAGAAGAUGGAAAUGGUGAAGAAGCUGGAAUUUGUUCAGGCUGGGUAGUUUGUAGAAGCUUGACUCAUUUCCAAGAGUUGCACAAGAAGUUACGACCUCUAUGUUCUGACAUAAGAAAUUUAGAUCUUCCCUCAAAUUCGUUUAAGUUUCUAUUUGGUAAAACCGAUAAGGCUUCACUGGAUAAGGCUAAAAUACAAAUUCAGAAGUAUCUUGAUUUUGUAUUGAAAAAUGAUAGGCUUAAUCAAAGUGAAGCGGUUUAUUCUUUUUUAAGUCCAAGCUCUGAGCAUUUAAAGCAUUCCUCACCAAGUCCAAAAAAAUCUAGGUUUUCAUUUUCGACAAUAUUUAAAAGCUCAAGUGAACAAGGCAAUUCAUUUUCAAUUCUAAAAGAAAAUUCCGAAGAAGACAUAUCACAAUGCCUAGAUACAGUGGCAGUAGAUGCAAUUGAGUUUGUUAAACCCAACGGCCAACCAAUAAAAGUGUCUGAAGAUGGAAAAGAUUCUAUUGCAGAACCACUUUAUGCUCUCCUAUCUGAAUUAUUUGACAUGAGAGGUGUAUUUAAGUAUGUCAGAAAAACACUGAUAGGAUUCGUGCAAGUUACUUAUGGUCGUAACAUUAAUCGUCAAAUCUACGAAACGAUAUCGUGGUGGUUUUCGGAAGAGAUGCUUCACUAUUACGUCGCACAAAUUUUGAAAAACUUUUGGCCAGGGGGUGCUUUGGCACCUGCCGGACCUAAUCGUUCCAAAGAACAAAGACUUGAAACUGCACGAGAAGCUAAACAAAUGCUUAUCAAUAAUGUCCCAGAAAUUUUGACAACUUUAGUGGGCGGAACUGCAGCUAAAAAUGGUGCUAAAAAGGUGUUUGACGCGUUGCAAGAAAAAAAUAUGAAUAAACAGUUGUUUUAUGAAAUUCUUGAAGCUACUCUGGACGCAGCUUUCCCAGAAUUACAAUAAUGCAGAUUGGAUGGCCAAAGAGUAUUAUUUUAAAGUUUAAAAUAUUUAUUUCUUGUUUAUUAUCUUUAUUAUGUUUUGAAGUUAUAGGAGAUUUCCAAACAUAAAGUUUUUCCAAAAUUAAAAACCGUCUAUACAGGGUUUCAUCUACUAAAACAUUCACAUUAAUUAUUGUUAAAUUUUGUUGUGAUAAAUUAUUAUUAUUAUAGUUUUAUAAUAGGUAAGUAUAGUGAUCUAGUAAACGUAAGGCAAUUAUUGUGUCCUAAGAUUGUAUUGUAGUUAUCACAAUUCAUGUUGUAGCACAUAAAUAUAUUGCAGAUCUUCCUGACCAGACAGUUCUUAGACUGAUUUUUGGUUCUGAGUUCACUGUUAAAUCAGAUAGCUCUAAUAGACAGCCUAUUAGUAAUUCUUAUCGCAAAUAGCACAAUAUACUUGAUAAAGUGGUUUUACUGAUAGAAUGGUUUUAUAUUAAUUUUUUUGAGUUUUGUGACAAUUUCCUGUAAAUUAUUUAUUUGCCAUUAUCAAUUAAUUCUGUUACAUAUUUUGUUAUUUAAAUGCUGAGAAAAUAAAAAUAGGUGAGUUUUA